AUGUCUGGUCAAACCAUCCUCCAUGCCUUCCCUCAUCUGUUUGACGGCAUUGGCCAGGUUAAAGGAAAAGAAAUCAAGCUCCAUAUCUCAAACACUGUAACCCCAAAGCAACAGCUACAACGUCGCAUUCCUUUCCACGUACGCAAAGACGUUGAGCAAGAAUUGAAACGCCUCGAACAGCUCGACAUCAUUGAAGCCAUUGACGGGUCAACGCCAUGGGUAAGUCCCAUUGUGGUGGUACCCAAGAAGUCAGGUGAAGUACAUACUGUAUAUGUGUCGACAUGCGCGAAGCCAACAAGGCAAUCGGAAGAGAAAAGCACCUCAUGCCAACCUUAGAUGACCUCAUCGCUGACUUGAAUGUAGCGGCCGUUUUUAGCACCCUUGAUCUUGUUUCCGGUUAUCACCAGCUAACCCUGGCCCCAGAAAGUCGUCACAUCACCACCUUUAGCGCCCACGUUGGGCUGCGUCGAUACAAGCGCCUGAUGUUUGGUAUCAACGCUGCAUCCGAGAUAUUCCAGAACGCCAUCGCUGAACUGCUUGCUGCACUACCUGGAUGCAAGAAUAUCUCUGAUGAUAUUAUUGUGUACGGAAAAGACCAACUCGAACAUGAUCUUAACCUCCAAGCUGUCCUUCAACGCCUCUCAGAUUACAACGUGCGCUUAAACGAGGACAAAUGCCACUUCUCUCAGUCCCAAGUGUGUUUCUAUGGUCAUAUCUUCAGCGCCAAAGGAGUCCAAGCCGAUCCUGCGAAAAUCGACUCCAUUCAGCAAGCCCGCGCUCCUCAAAACGUCAGCGAAGUUAAGUCUCUGCUUAAUUGGUUUGUCCCAAUACGUCUCUCGAUUCAUCCCGGACUACUCUACCAUCACUGCUCCACUACGUGCUCUCACUCGAACUGACGCCGAGUGGAAAUGGACGACCGACGAACAAACGUCCCUCAACAAAACAAGCCAACCAAAAAAUCGUUGAUGCCAGCCUUGUCGGUCUCGCUGCCCUUCUCGUUCAAACUGGAAAAGUCAUCAGCUACGCCAGUCGCGCUUCAUCUGACGUCGAAAGUCGUUACUCGCAGACGGAACGCGAAAUGUUAGCCGUCGUUUGGGGAGUUGAACACUUUCAUCUUUACGUCUACGGCUCACAUUUUCAGAUCAUCACGGAUCAUAAGCCUCUUCUCGGCAUCUUCAAGACCUAGAAACCUGCAACACCUCGCAUUGACCGAUGGAAACUCCGCCUCAUGCCUUAUAAUUGCCAGUUACAAUAUCGCCAUGGGAAAGACAACCCCGCUGACUUCAUCAGCCGCCAUCCCAAACCAGUAAAUUUCAUCAACGAAACUGAGAACUUAGCUGAACUUUACGCAAAUUAUGUUUGCUCUAACGCCAUUCCCAAAGCCAUGACUCGUGAAGAAGUCAAACUUGAAACCAAGCUGGACCCUCUCCUCCAAAAAGUAGUCACAGCGAUUUCCCUCAACAACUGGACGAAGUUAUCUGUGACGAAGUUAUCCUCCGUGGAAAUCGUAUUGUUCUCCCACAGUCCCUGCACAAUCGAGCCAUCGAGUUAGCCCACCUUGGUCAUCAAGGCAUUGUUAAAACAAAGCAACUCCUACGCGAAAAAGUCUGGUUUCCAGACGUUGACAAAGUGGUUGAAGCCAACGUCAAGAUGUGUUUGCCUGUCAAGCCUCUACCCAAGGAACGUCUUCACCUCCAGAACCACUGAAACCCUCCCCGCUCCCAGAGAAAGCUUGGACCAAUGUAGCAGUUGAUUUUGUUGGACCAUUUCCCACCGGCGAAUACCUGAUAGUCGUGAUUGAUGACUACAGUCUAUACCCGGAAGUCGAAAUUCUCACCACCACCUCCGCGAAAGCCGCAAUUCCAAAGCUUGAUGCCAUAUUCUCCAGACAAGGCAUCCCUGAGAUUCUCAAGUCAGAUAUAAUGGCCCUCCAUUUAAUGGUGAAGAGUUCGAGAACUUUGCCAACCACCUUGGUUUUAAGCACCGUAAGAUAA
Messenger RNA from Paramuricea clavata, 1994 nucleotides. The record is from the annotation of a GenBank genome assembly. NCBI's taxonomy places the organism in Eukaryota, Metazoa, Cnidaria, Anthozoa, Malacalcyonacea, Plexauridae.